This is a messenger RNA of Hippopotamus amphibius kiboko, 2820 nucleotides long. RefSeq names its product arylsulfatase family member J (gene ARSJ). The record is from RefSeq and is a predicted model, not a curated record. The coding region runs from base 1 to 1800 and encodes 599 amino acids. Lineage: Eukaryota; Metazoa; Chordata; Mammalia; Artiodactyla; Hippopotamidae. The transcript is spliced from 2 exons.
AUGGCCUCCAGGGGCUGCGCGGGGCCUCCGCCUCCGCCACCUCCUCCGCAAGCCUGGGUCUGGCCCGGAAAGAUGCUAGCCAUGGGGGCGCUGGCAGGCUUCUGGGUCCUCAGCCUCCUUACCUAUGGUUACCUGUCCUGGGGCCAGGGCUUGGAGGAGGAAGAGGAAGGGGCUUUGCGAGCUCAAACUGGAGACAGACCAGAGCCCAGCAUAACUGCCAUCUCCCAGCCCCAUCUCAUUUUCAUCCUAGCGGAUGAUCAGGGAUUUAGAGAUGUGGGUUACCACGGAUCGGAGAUAAGGACUCCCACUCUUGACAAGCUUGCUGCCGAAGGAGUUAAACUGGAGAACUACUAUGUCCAGCCUAUUUGCACACCGUCCAGGAGUCAGUUUAUUACUGGAAAGUAUCAGAUACACACCGGCCUUCAACAUUCUAUCAUAAGACCUACUCAGCCCAACUGCUUACCUCUGGACAAUGCAACCCUACCUCAGAAACUGAAGGAGGUUGGAUAUUCAACACAUAUGGUUGGAAAAUGGCACUUGGGUUUUUACAGAAAAGAAUGUAUGCCCACCAAGAGAGGAUUUGAUACCUUUUUUGGUUCCCUCUUGGGAAGUGGCGAUUACUAUACACACUACAAAUGUGACAGUCCUGGGAUGUGUGGCUAUGACUUGUACGAAAAUGACAAUGCUGCCUGGGACUACGACAACGGCAUAUACUCCACACAGAUGUACACUCAGAGAGUGCAGCAAAUCUUAGCUUCCCAUGACCCCAGAAAGCCGAUAUUUUUAUAUAUUGCCUACCAAGCUGUGCACUCUCCACUGCAAGCCCCUGGCAGAUAUUUUGAACACUACAGAUCCAUUGUCAACAUAAACAGGCGCAGGUAUGCUGCCAUGCUUUCCUGCUUAGAUGAAGCAAUCAACAAUGUGACCCUGGCUCUGAAGACAUAUGGUUUCUAUAACAACAGCAUUAUCAUAUACUCUUCAGAUAAUGGAGGCCAGCCCACAGCAGGAGGAAGUAACUGGCCCCUCAGAGGUAGCAAAGGAACCUACUGGGAAGGGGGGAUCCGGGCUGUUGGCUUCGUGCACAGCCCACUUCUGAAAAACAAGGGAACAGUGUGUAAGGAGCUUGUGCACAUCACUGACUGGUACCCCACUCUGAUUUCACUGGCUGAGGGACAAAUUGAUGAGGACAUUCAGCUAGAUGGCUAUGACGUCUGGGAGACCAUAAGUGAAGGCCUUCGUUCUCCCCGAAUAGAUAUUUUGCACAACAUCGACCCCAUUUACACCAAGGCGAAAAAUGGAUCCUGGGCAGCGGGCUAUGGGAUCUGGAACACCGCCAUCCAGUCGGCCAUCAGGGUGCAGCACUGGAAACUGCUCACAGGGAACCCAGGGUACAGCGACUGGGUGCCCCCUCAGUCGUUCAGCAACCUGGGACCGAACCGGUGGCAUAACGAACGGAUUACCUUAUCAACUGGCAAAAGUAUAUGGCUGUUUAACAUCACAGCCGACCCCUAUGAGAGAGUGGACCUUUCUAACAGGUAUCCCGGCAUCGUGAAGCAGCUCCUCCGGAGACUCUCACAGUUCAACAAAACCGCGGUGCCCGUCAGGUAUCCCCCCAAAGACCCCAGAAGUAACCCUCGGCUCAAUGGAGGAGUUUGGGGACCAUGGUAUAAAGAGGAAAACAAGAAACAGAAGCCAAGGAAAAAUAAGGCUGAGAAAAAGCGGAAGAAAAAUAAGACAAAGAAGAAACAGCAGAAAGCAGGCUCGUUUACAAAUUGCCGUUCGGGCGUUACUCGUGGAUAAGUACAAUUUUUUUCCUGUUUGGUUAAACUUAAAUCAGUACUUAGUCUUUCACCAGUUUUCUAGGUGAACCAGCAUGUUUGGCUCAAUAGGAUCCCGACCAUCAGCAACAGACCAUUUAUUUCGUGUUAUGCCACUCGAGACUUCUGCCACCUGGAAAACUUGUACUCAGUGCCAAAGGUGCUACUCUUGGAAGCCAUGCUUAGAGCAGAAUGGAGAUGUUUGUUUCUCUUGCUCCUUUAGAAAAGGUGGUCAGUGACGAGUUCAGCUGCUGUGCUUCAGUCAAUUGACCAAACACUAUGCUUUAAAUUAUAACAUUGGACUGUAACCUACAAUUGAUGGACAUGCUACUUUGAUGGAAGUUACAGGGUAGCAUGAUUAAAAACCACCUUUGAUGAAGUGUAGUCAAAGGUUGCAUCACCUCAAAGGCCUUGAAAAAUAUUUUCUUCUUAGUGAAUUUUUGUAUCUCUAUAAUAGGACACUUGGGUUUUUUUAAUUAAUUCUGUUUCAUAUAUCAUUUCCUUUUCUGUGAAAAUAAGCUGUUUUUCUCACAUGAGAACAGCUUGCACCUCACUUUAUCAUGCAUGAGGGAAUGGCAGAUAAGAAUGUUUGAGCACACUGCCAAAACGUGAAUGUAACUAUUUUUUAAACACUUUAAUAGUAUGAUGUUUCAGCAUAAAGUACAUAAUUUAUUUUUACAGAAAAAAAAUUAUUUUGUUUUCAUAAAAUGUUAUACAAAUGGCUUUUAAUUAUUUUAUUUUUGUUUUCUACACUACAUGCCAUUAGAAGAAUUUUAUUUCAUAUUGUCAAGAUUAUCAAGCACUGUAAUACUAUAAAUUAAUAGUGUGUGAAUUCAUAAAAUAUAAAAAGGAAAAAUGAUAAUCAUCAUUGUUCAGCCGUUAUUUUGAAUGUAAUAAGAUGAAUAUAUUCCUUACAAAUUAUUUGCAAAUUCAGUGUUUGUACAGAAUUGAGAAACAACUUUAUUGUUUCUAUCAUAAAGUUUAUUUAAUUAUUAAAAUGACA